GGCAGGAAGUGAUGGGGGUCUGUUUUUUAUAGCGGAACCCCAAAUCGUCUUAUGGCUGGUUCAGAACUCCACGGUUUUCUGCCGUGUGUGGGAAUUUGUUUCGACAAACGCAGCAAGAGUCCAAGAGCCGGAUUUAUCUUUAUUUUUUUCUGUGUUCGUACUUAGUUUCAUGUGAAGUUUUCCAUCUUUUCUGUCAAAAUUUGACGCCAGGAACCGUCCGCGCGGUCCUGUGAGACGGUUCUGCUGCCGUCCUGUGACGGGCCAGUCCUCUCUCAUCCAUCCAGUUUGAAGAAGAGAGGCAGCAAAGAUGCCUAAACCGAUAAACGUGCGCGUGACCACCAUGGAUGCAGAACUGGAGUUCGCCAUCCAGCCCAACACAACUGGAAAGCAACUCUUUGACCAGGUGGUGAAGACGGUGGGUCUGCGGGAGGUCUGGUUCUUCGGCCUGCAGUACGUGGACAGUAAAAGCUACAGCACCUGGCUCAAACUCAACAAGAAGGUGACUCAGCAGGACGUGAAGAAGGAAAACCCUCUGCAGUUCAGGUUCAGAGCCAAGUUCUUCCCCGAGGACGUCUCAGAGGAGCUGAUCCAAGAGAUCACACAGCGCCUCUUCUUCCUGCAGGUGAAAGAGGCCAUCCUGAACGACGAGAACUACUGUCCUCCAGAGACGGCCGUGCUGCUGGCAUCGUACGCCGUCCAGGCCAAAUACGGAGACUACAGCCGCAGCGUCCACAAGCCGGGGUACCUCACUCACGACCGGCUGCUGCCUCAAAGGGUUCUGGAGCAGCACAAACUGACGAAGGAGCAGUGGGAGGUCAGAAUCCAGGCGUGGCACGAAGAACACCGAGGGAUGCUCAGAGAGGACGCCAUGAUGGAGUACCUGAAGAUCGCUCAGGACCUGGAGAUGUACGGAGUCAACUACUUUGACAUCAAGAACAAGAAGGGGACGCAGCUGUGGCUGGGCGUGGACGCGCUCGGGCUCAACAUCUACGAGCACGAGGACAAGUUGACUCCAAAGAUCGGCUUCCCCUGGAGCGAGAUCCGAAACAUAUCUUUCAACGACAAGAAGUUUUUCAUCCGACCCAUCGACAAGAAGGCGCCGGACUUUGUGUUCUGCGCACCUCGACUGCGCAUCAACAAGCGGAUCCUGGCUCUGUGCAUGGGCAACCACGAGCUGUACAUGAGGAGGAGGAAGCCCGACACCAUCGAGGUGCAGCAGAUGAAGGCUCAGGCCCGAGAGGAGAAGCACCACAAGCAGAUGGAGAGGGCGCAGCUGGAGAACGAGAAGAAGAAGCGAGAGCUGGCAGAGAAAGAGAAGGAGAGGAUAGAGCGCGAAAAGGAGGAGCUGAUGGAGAGGCUGAAGCAGAUCGAAGAGCAGACCAUGAAGGCUCAGAGAGAGCUGGAGGAGCAGACUCGCCGGGCGCUGGAGCUGGAGCUGGAGAGAAAGCGAGCGCGGGAGGAGGCCGAGAGGCUGGAGAGGGACCGGCAGGCCGCCGAGGAGGCCAAAGCCGAGCUGGCCAGGCAGGCGGCAGACCAGCAGAAGACCCAGGAGCAGCUGGCGGCUGAGCUGGCAGAAUACACGGCAAAGAUUUCUCUGCUAGAAGAAGCCAAGAAGAAGAAGGAGGAGGAGGCCACAGAGUGGCAGCACAAGGCCAUGUCGGCGCAGGAGGACCUGGAGAAAACCAAGGAAGAGCUGAAGACGGUCACGCUGGCGCCCUGCGAGCCCGAGCUGGAUGAGAACCACGCCGAGGCCAGCGCCGAGCUCUCCAACGAGGGUGUCCGGCAGCUGGACCUCCGCAGCGAGGAGGAGCGUGUCACGGAGGCGCAAAAGAACGAGCGGGUGAAGAAGCAGCUGCAGCAGUUUUGUUGCAGAGAAGAAACUCAGGCCAGGCGAUGGCACGUCAGGACCUUGACCUCCGAGCUGGCCCAGGCCCGAGACGAGACCAAGAAGACCCAGAACGACAUGCUGCACGCCGAGAACGUGAAGGCGGGCCGGGACAAGUACAAGACGCUGCGGCAGAUCCGGCAGGGCAACACCAAGCAGCGCAUCGACGAGUUCGAGUCCAUGUGAAGCUCCGCCCCCUCCAAGAAGUUUUGCCAAAGUCCUCCUCUGGAACCUUCACCGAGACCAAAACCUAGUUUGUUUUUGACUGAAAAUUUACCUUUUUUAUUCUGUUUCUGUGACUUUUACCCAAAAAUAUGCUAAACUGUGAACUCCCUUUCAUACAAUGACUCAGCAGUAUUUUGUAAGAAAAAGGUCAAACGUUUGUGACGGAUGAAUGUAGCUGAAGGGCAGAUAAAGGGACUCUUAAUUCUG
Oryzias melastigma (Indian medaka) is the source of this 2317-nucleotide messenger RNA. RefSeq names its product radixin. Gene Ontology annotation, molecular function: cell adhesion molecule binding; actin binding. NCBI's taxonomy places the organism in Eukaryota, Metazoa, Chordata, Actinopteri, Beloniformes, Adrianichthyidae. Gene Ontology annotation, cellular component: microvillus; apical part of cell; adherens junction. Gene Ontology annotation, biological process: positive regulation of protein localization to early endosome; positive regulation of early endosome to late endosome transport; regulation of organelle assembly. The transcript is spliced from 16 exons. Bases 308 to 2071 code for a protein of 587 amino acids. The record is from RefSeq and is a predicted model, not a curated record.